This is a messenger RNA of Gadus morhua (Atlantic cod), 2761 nucleotides long. It is a transcript of the gene acad11, whose product is annotated as acyl-CoA dehydrogenase family, member 11. The transcript is spliced from 20 exons. Gene Ontology annotation, molecular function: acyl-CoA dehydrogenase activity; flavin adenine dinucleotide binding. Gene Ontology annotation, biological process: fatty acid beta-oxidation using acyl-CoA dehydrogenase. Bases 191 to 2491 code for a protein of 766 amino acids. Lineage: Eukaryota; Metazoa; Chordata; Actinopteri; Gadiformes; Gadidae. Gene Ontology annotation, cellular component: cytoplasm; mitochondrion. The record is from RefSeq and is a predicted model, not a curated record.
UGUAAACCGUAUGUAAACCGCGCGUGUGUGUGUGUGUGUGUGUGUGUGUGUGUGUGUGUGUGUGUGUGUGUGUGUGUGUGUGUGUGUGUGUGUGUGUGUGUGCGUAUGUGCGUGUGCGCGUGUGCGUGCAGAACCGAGUUAUCAAAGAAGGAGUUGCAAUCCACACAGAGAUCAUUAACCUCUCUGAGACAUGGAGGAUCAGCUAACUGCGGUGCGGGAGGAACACAAAUUCAAUGUUCCUCGGCUGCAGAAAUAUCUGUCCGGAAAGUUGAAGGUUCAAGUGAGCGAUCGCCUCACCGUCAGACAGUACAGCUCCGGCCAGUCCAACCCGACCUUCCUGGUGCGGACCCCGGCGGAGAGCCUCGUCCUCAGGAAGAGACCCCCGGGGUCCCUGCUCCCCGGCGCGCACAGGGUGGACAGGGAGUUCCGGGUUCAGAAGGCUCUGUCCUCUGUUGGUUUCCCUGUCGCUCGCCCCCUGCUGCUCUGCUCCGACGAUGAUGUCAUCGGAACCGAGUUCUACCUGAUGGAGCAUGUGAAUGGCCGGGUGUUCCGGGACCUGCGUCUCCCCGGGGUGAGCCCGGCCGAGCGGGCGGCGCUGUACGUAGCGGCGGUGGAGAUCCUGGCCCGCCUCCACAGCCUCCGCCCCGCCGACCUCCACCUGAUGGACUACGGACGGGGACACGCCUACUGCCAGAGACAGGUGUCCACCUGGACCCGGCAGUACCAGGCCUCGGCCCACCAGGACGUCCCGGCCGUCAGCGAGCUCUCCCAUUGGCUGAGCCUCAACCUGCCGUCCGACCGGGACGAGGUCACUCUGGUCCACGGAGACUAUCGCCUCGACAACCUGGUGUUCCACCCCACCGAGGCGCGGGUGUUGGCGGUGUUGGACUGGGAGCUGUCCACGACCGGCCAGCCAAUGGCUGACCUCGCCUACUUCCUGAUGCCUCACUAUUGGCCGCAAGAGCUCAGCUUCCUCAGCACCAUGGGAAGCGUGAGCGGAGUACCAGGGGUCCCCAGCCCGGAGGAGCUCAUGUCGGUGUACCGGCGGUGCCGCGGGCUCGAGUCCCCCCUGCCGCCGCUCAACUUCCACCUGGCGCUGUCCAUGUUCAAGAUGGCCGCCAUCGCCCAGGGGGUGUACGCGCGCCACCUGAUCGGCAACGCCAGCGCCCCCAACGCGGCGGAGUUCGGACGGUUGGUGGAGCCGCUAGCCAAGGCGGCGCUGCAGCUAGCCACCGGGUCUCUUCCGGGUCCGGAGAGCCGUCUCUUCCUGCAGAGCCCGCGGGGACAGGAAGUCCUCCAGCGGGUCAAGGAGUUCAUGAGGGACCACGUACUUCCUGCCGAGAAGGAAGUGGCCGAGUACUACGAGAGACACGGCGCCGGUUCCCCUCAGCGCUGGGAGACCCCUCCGGUCAUCGAGGACCUGAAGGCUAAGGCGAAGGAGGCGGGACUAUGGAACCUCUUCCUGCCGGCGGUCAGCGGUCUCUCCCAGCUGGACUACGCCCACAUCGCGGAGCAGACCGGCCGCUGUUUCUACGCCCCCGAGGUCUUCAACUGUCAGGCUCCCGACACAGGAAACAUGGAGGUACUCCACAUGUUCGGCAGCGAGGAGCAGAAGAAGAAGUGGCUGGAGCCCCUGCUGAGAGGAGAGAUACGCUCCUGCUUCUGCAUGACAGAGCCCGCCGUAGCAUCCAGCGAUGCCACCAACAUGGAGUGUUCUCUGCAGCGGGACGGGGAGACGUACCUGGUGAACGGCACCAAGUGGUGGAGCAGCGGUGCCGGUAAUCCCAGGUGUAGCAUCGCCAUAGUGAUGUGCAGAAACAGCUCCACCGACCACAGGCACCAGCAGCACAGCAUGGUCCUGGUUCCGAUGGACGCCCCGGGGGUGAAGCGAGUUCGACCGCUCACCGUGUUCGGACAGGAUGAUGCCAUCCAUGGUGGCCAUUUUGAGAUACAGUUUGACAACGUGAGAGUCCCUCUGAGCAACAUCAUCCUAGGGGAGGGGCGGGGCUUCCAGAUCGCCCAGGGCCGUCUGGGCCCGGGGCGGCUGCAUCACUGCAUGCGGGCCGUGGGAUUGGCCGAGCGCGCCCUGGAGCUGCUCUGUCGCCGCGCCGCCGCACGCCACGCCUUCGGGAAGAAGCUCUACCAGCACGAGGCGCUGGCCCACCAGGUGGCGGAGAUGCGUCUGCUGAUCGAUCAGAGCCGUCUGCUGACGCUGAGCGCCGCCCACGCCGUCGACACCGUCGGGAACCGCGCCGCGCGCCAGCAGAUCUCCCUGAUCAAGGUGGCGGCUGCCCGGAUGGUGUGUCAGGUGGUGGACUGCGCCAUCCAGGUGCACGGGGCCGCGGGGGUCUCCUCUGACUUCCCCCUCGCCCAGAUGUAUAUGUACGCCAGGACGCUGCGCAUCGCCGACGGGCCGGACGAGGUCCACCUGUCCUCCAUCGCUCACCUGGAGCUCCAGGACCAGCUGAGGAAGACCAGGGCCCGGCUCUGAGGAAGACCAGGGGCCAGAGGAAGGCCAGGGCCCGGUUUUCUUUAAUUGUGUUCAUUAGUUUUCAGAAUAAGAAUUGUUUUGCAGAUCAGUGUAACGAUGAGCUUUUUUGAAUUGGAUAAUCAAGAGAAGAAUAAAUAAUGAUGAAAAUCGGAAAAAAUGUAUCACGAAAUAUAAACAUUUACAUAUUCACAUGCCCCUACAUGUACAUAUAUUAAUAUAUAAAUCCUAAUAUUUUAUUUUAUUUAAAUUUAAAAUGACUAACAAAUAAAA